Molecule: messenger RNA, 3849 nt
Organism: Bubalus bubalis (water buffalo)
Lineage: Eukaryota; Metazoa; Chordata; Mammalia; Artiodactyla; Bovidae
Gene: CATSPER4
Product: cation channel sperm associated 4
Exons: 12
Coding region: 443-1786 (447 amino acids)
Biological process (GO): transmembrane transport; sodium ion transport; flagellated sperm motility
Cellular component (GO): membrane; acrosomal vesicle; sperm principal piece
Molecular function (GO): voltage-gated calcium channel activity; calcium-activated cation channel activity
Source: RefSeq, a predicted model, not a curated record
UAGCCCAUUGCACAGCCCACCCGCGGGGUCUCUAGCUGAAGCCCCAUCCCUACCAGGAUGGUGGGGGCUUCUUAAUGCCCAUCUCUCCCCAGCCCUCAGAGACCUGAUGGUGUUGUCCUGCCCCAUCUCCAGGGGGAAACAGGGUCUCACCUCCAGCUCCUGGAUGCAGAGCAGGGACCUGCCCUUUUGUCUCCAUCCAGGCUGCAUAAGAGACCUGACCUGCUCUCACCAGCCUCCGACUUGUGACUUCCCCCGUGUGCUCGGCCUCCUCUGUGGCACACCCAGGGGAGUCAGUGGGAGGAGCUUAUCUUACUACAGGAGUUCCUUGGUGGAAUGCGGACACUGGAGGGGGUCACAGAGGCCUCUGUGAUAUCACCACGAGGGGCGGGCAGGCGCGCUUGGAGUGACGUUUCUUUGAGGAGCCGGGGGGAGACUGAGCAAUAUGGCAGAUAACCAAAGGAGCUGGUGGCAGCAGUGGACCGACACCACCUACAUCAAACCUUUGAACCGCUUGAGGGCUGCUCAAGAGCCCUACCGGCGGCCAGAGGAGCAAGUGCUCAUCAACCGCCGAGACAUCACCAGCAGGAAGGAUGCCUGGGACAUGCAGGAGUUCAUCACGCGCAUGUAUGUCAAGCAGCUUCUCCGACACCCGGCCUCCAAGGCGCUGCUGGCCAUGCUGCUGGUGGUCAACGCCAUCACCAUCGCUCUCCGCACCAACUCCAUGCUUGGCCAGAAACACUAUGAGUUGUUCUCUACCAUAGAUGACAUUGUGCUGACCACCCUUAUCUGUGAACUUCUUCUCGGCUGGUUGAAUGGUUUCUGGAUUUUCUGGAAGGACGGCUGGAACAUCCUCAACUUCCUUAUCAUCUUUAUCUUGCUCCUGGGGUUUUUCGUUAAUGAACUCAGUGUCGUGGCUAUCACCUACACCCUCAGGGCACUGCGUCUGCUGCAUGUGUGCAUGGCGGUGGAGCCCCUGGCCCGGAUCAUUCGCGUCAUCCUGCAGUCGGUGCCCGACAUGGCCAACAUCAUGGUCCUCAUCCUCUUCCUCAUGCUGGUGUUCUCCGUGUUUGGGGUCACUCUCUUUGGUGUGUUCGUGCCCAUGCAUUUCCAGAACAUGCAGGUUGCCCUGUAUACCCUCUUCAUCUGCAUCACCCAGGAUGGCUGGGUGGACAUCUACAGGGACUUUCAGAUGGAGACAGGGGAGUACGGAGUGGAGAUUGGGGGCGCCAUCUACUUUGCCAUCUUCAUCACCAUCGGUGCCUUCAUUGGCAUCAACCUGUUGGUCGUCGUGGUGACCACCAAUCUGGAGCAAAUGAUGAAGGCAGAACAGGGGCAACAGCAUCAAAUAGCCUUCAGAGAGGUAGACGACAAGAAGGGAAAUGGGAAUAACAAACUGCCGCUGGUGCACUGUGCAGUCGCCCGUUCGGAGAUGUCUGGCGUCCCCCAAGAGCCAUUUAUGGGGGGCCCCUUGACAAACCUCUCGGAAAGAACAUGCGACAACUUUUGCCUGGUGCUCGAGGCAAUACAGGAGAACCUGAUGGAAUACAAGGAGAUCCGUGAUGAGCUCAACAUGAUAGUGGACGAGGUCCGCUCCAUCCGCUUCAACCAGGAGCAGGAGGAGGAGCUGAUGCAGAGGAACUUGUCAUGGAACAUGUCCUUGGAGAGCAGGUCCUCCGUGGACAUCCGUGAGAUGACUCGCGAGCAAGACUUGAUCACCGCGCUCGUCAACAGGGAAAAGGUUCAGGAAUCCAACACAAAUGUUAACAAACACAAGGCCAGCCGCUGAGAGGGCAGUACAGGAGCCAAUGGGCAUGAGCACACACCCAGCUGCUGCAUCUUCCUGCAUCACUAGCGUGACAUGGCACAUCCUGGCCUGAGCCCAUCCUCUGCCUUACACCUGGGCAGAUGCCUGGGGAUGGAAGGGGGCGGUAUCUCUAGGACUUGGGCCUGUGAGCCCCAGGUCCAGAGGAGCACAGAUGGAGAAGGUGGUGGAUGAGAGUGGGAGCCUUGCAGCAAGGAUAAGCCCACAAGGGGGUGCUGGCCAAGGCAGCCAGGAUUUGCCCUCAGGAUGGGCAUCCCUGGUCCCCUGCUAGACCAGAACUAGAUGGGGUCUAAGUGGGCCCAAGUACCAAGAGGAGAAAGAUGAGGCCGGUGGGGCCAGGUAUCAUGUAUCGACAAUAAAGUUUUGUGUUGGGAUCAAUGUGUCUGACUGGUAGACCUCCAAACCUCUGGGGGCAGCCUUCUCCCUCAAAAGCUUCUUUUGCCAGACAGGGGAGUAACUGACUGUCCCCCAGAGCUUCCAGUCUAAUGGGAGAGAGAAUCUACAGCCUGAAAAAUUUUGACUUAAUGGUGGAGAGAUAAUUCCUGCCUUAGGGUCCUAAAUUUGGGGGGUGAAAGUCUGGUCUUCAGGGUUGGGAGUGCCUCUCUGAUGGAAACACCUACCCUUUCUCUCUGUCUGAAGGUAUAAAACACUGGUCUUCAUUCUGGAGAGCUCUAGUCUUGUGGGGUCACCAUUGACCAAAUCAUGCAGGUACAGGAAACUCCAUCCUGGGUCAAUGGAGAAUGAAAUGUGAGUCCUGGCAGGCUCUCUGGAGAAGAGCAUGGAAGCCUCCUAGAAGGCAGCAGGAAGAAUUUGAGGGUCAGGUGAAUGAAGUCUGGUAGAGAACUUGGGACCUGUGAGAACUCUUUGGGACCUUCACAGUAAGACCACUGAGAGCCACAGCAGGUCCCUGAGCCAGGCAGUGCAGUCUGACAAAGCUGUGGCAGUGGUGGACACUACCAAGAGCUGCCUUGAUGGAUUCUCAUCCUUGGGCAAGUCACCGGGCCUCAUUUUGCCCAUCAGUGCAAUCGGGAGAGGAUAAGACUGAACACCAGCUCUAAAAUCAAAUGGCCGGAGCUCAACUCCCUGGAGUUGGGAGUCUGAUGAGAUCAGCCAUGUGACUGAGACUCAGGUUCCCUGCUGUUAUGUGAGAGAAAGGCUGCAAGGCCUCGAGUUCUGCCCGGCUGUUCAGCGUACCCUGACAAUUAGGGGCCUUGGGGAGAGUCACCAGUUGGAAUGGGAAUCCCCAGAGGCCCACUGAUUGCAGCUGAUGGGAAACUCCACCCUUCAUUCCCUCCCAUCGGCAUGGCUGCCAGCCCUGAAAAGCCCCCUGGGGCCUGCUGGGAAGGAGUCUGGACCACCAGGGCAGGGGUGGAACACUCAGCAGGCAGGCGGGAGGUGACAUCAGCGCCAGCAGUUCCUCGCUGUCUUGGGGCUGCUGUCUGUGCCUCGGUUUGGACCAGGACUCCUUGCCAGUGACCUCCAGGACUAUCAACCAGCAGAACGAUGGGCGGACAGUGGCUUUUGCUGCUGCUGCUGUUAUUAACUGGGGACGGAGCCCUCCAUCUUCCUGGUGAGUAUCCACACACACCCUUUCCAUCCAUCCUUCCUGGAGGCUCUCACAGCCCGUUUUCUGGCUCACUGGGGAGGGGAAGCAGGUGGUGGAAGAUAGGUUAGUGUCUGUCCCUAGGAAGACCUUAUGUGAGCAUAGGCAUCUCCAACCCACCCCUAAAUGAUCUGAAGGCUUAGGGCACCCAUGAGCUUGGGGGGCAGGGCAGGAACAUGAUGGGAUGACCUCAAAAGAACUUCUGGCUUUGUCUGCCCAUCCUCAUUCAAGAUGCCAUCCUUGUCUACUUCCAUUUCAUCUGUCAUCUCAGCCGUCUCCCCUUUUCUGUCUGUCCUUUCCAUCUGCGUUGGGCCAGUAGCUAGGGGCUUCAGUAGGUUAGUUCCCUCUCAAUCUGGUCUAGAACUGCGGCCCCUGCAGGGGCUUGGACCCCUGCUGCCCUCCCCUGCCCUACUCCAGCUGCCAC